AUGGCAUCGCUUUAUGCGUGUUCAAUAAGUGGUGAAUUGGCUGAAGUUCCGGUCGUCUCGCCUGUCUCGGGUCGAAUUUUUGAAAAGCGCCUCAUAAUGAAAUAUAUCGCGGAAAAUGGAACCGAUCCAACGAAUCAUGAAAAACUUAGCGCGGAUCAAUUGAUUGAAUUGCAAGUUGAUGGAGGAAACGCUAUGCCACGUACAGUUGCCGCAACAUCCAUUCCGUCGAUGCUAAAAAUGCUACAAGAUGAAUGGGAUGCUUGUAUGUUAAAUAGCUUUGUUCUACGUGAGCAACUGCAAACAGCGCGUCAAGAAUUAUCUCAUACGCUUUAUCAGCACGAUGCUGCUUGUCGAGUUAUUGCACGAUUGUCGAAAGAAUUGAAUGCUGCACGAGAGGCAUUGUCAACAUUGAAACCACAUGCAACGGUUGACAAUUUGCUGGUUUCUGACGAAAUGAUGGAAACUGUGGAUGAAGGCAUAUCUGGUAUUAGUGAAGCAGUGCUUAAGAAAUUACAAGAGAAAUCGGCCACAUUGACUGCUGCAAGAAAGCAGCGUGGCAAGAGUUUGCCAGAAGCUUUGGCUAAACCGGAUGCAAUCAAAGCCUUCACGCAAAUUGCGUUCCACACUGGUAUACAUAGUGCUAGUGUACCUGGUGUUACUGCUCUUGAUGUUCAGGGUGAUAUGGUUUUGACUGGUGGAGCUGAUAAAACUGUCGUUUUAUUCAAUAGUGAGACUGAGACUGUACAAACGACUUUCAAAGGUCAUCAAAAAAAAAUUGCUGCUGUUAUUCUUCACCCCACUGAACAAAUCAGUCUCUCUGCCUCACACGAUUCUCAGGUCAGAAUAUGGGCAAACAAAGAGGAACAUUGUAAACAUGUUAUAGAUACUCAUGAAGCUGCCGUAACAGAUAUUUCUUUGCAUGCAACUGGCGAUUAUGUUUUAUCUGUUUCAAAUGAUUCACAUUGGGCACUUUCAGAUAUUCAUGUUGGCAAAACUCUUUGCAAGAUACAAUUAGAAGAAAAAAAUGGUGUGGCUAUAUGUUGCGGACAAUUCCAUCCCGACGGAUUGAUCUUUGGCAUUGGUACCGCUGAUUCAAUCGUUAAAAUCUGGGAUUUGAAAGAGCAGACUAAUGUUGCCAAUUUCCCUGGGCAUCAAGGAGCUGUUAGAGCAAUUUCUUUCUCUGAGAACGGUUAUUAUCUAGCUACUGGUGCUGAAGAUGGUGAAGUGAAAUUAUGGGAUUUACGAAAACUGAAGAGCUUUAAAACAUUGUCGAUCAAUGAUGGAAAAUAUCCAUUCCUCAUAGUUAUCGGAAAUUAUUUUGCUGGCGCGGAUGUUCAAAUAAUUCACGUUAAGCCUUGGAUAAUACUCAAUAAACUAGAGAAUCAUAAAGAAUCUGUGACUUGCGUCCGAUUUGGUCUUAAUGCUCAUUCGAUUUUCUCCACUGGUAUGGACCGAUCUCUCCGUGUAUAUUCAGCUUAA
Molecule: messenger RNA, 1479 nt
Organism: Dracunculus medinensis (Guinea worm)
Lineage: Eukaryota; Metazoa; Nematoda; Chromadorea; Rhabditida; Dracunculidae
Source: the annotation of a GenBank genome assembly